Molecule: messenger RNA, 2734 nt
Organism: Vigna angularis (adzuki bean)
Lineage: Eukaryota; Viridiplantae; Streptophyta; Magnoliopsida; Fabales; Fabaceae
Exons: 2
Coding region: 1-2358 (785 amino acids)
Source: RefSeq, a predicted model, not a curated record
AUGAAUCGUUCUCCACCAAAUCGUGCAUGGAUGUACGAUAGGUGUCAUAGAGGAAGAGGUGCUUUGAAAGAGUCUUUUGUAUUAGGUGUUGAAGAGUUUAUAAGUAAAGCUUGUGAACAAGAACGUUAUCGUAGAGAUGGGGGUCUUCGAUGUCCAUGUUUGAAGUGCGAUUGUACAAAGAUUCUACACGAAAGAGUUGUGAAGGUUCACCUUUACAAGAACGGUUUCAAGCCUAAUUAUUUCAUUUGGGAGGAUCAUGGGGAAAGAUUGCCAGAAGAUGAUGUACAAAAUCAUCAAAGUUGGAUGGCUGUAGAGAUGGAAUGUGGUCAAAUUAACCAAUUUCAAACAAUGGAAGACAUGGUGCAUGAUGCUCUUAGGCAAAAUGAGUCGUGCCAAGCAUCUACUUCUAAUAACAUUGAAGAGGCUCCGAAUGAAGAAACACAAAGGUUUUUUAAUUUUUUGUUGGAUGCAAACCAGCCGUUGUAUGGAGGAGCAUCAGACUCGAAAUUAUCAAUGUGUGUCAGACUAUUAGCUUGCAAGUCAAAUUGGAAUAUUCCUAACCAAUGCAUAGAUUUUAUUGCAAAAAUGGUUAUGGAUGCAACACCCAUCAAAUCAGGUUUUCCUAAAACAUACUACGAUGCAAAAAAGUGUGUAUCAAAGUUGGGAUUACAAUCGCAGAGGAUUGAUUGUUGCGUGGAUGGUUGCAUGCUCUUCUAUGAUAAUGAAUAUGGUAAGAAUGAUGGCGCAUUGCUUGAAUGCAAAUUUUGUGGAAAGCCAAGAUAUCAACCACGUAACACGGGAGCAACUACUAGCAAACAAGUUCCUAUGAAAUCAAUGUUCUAUUUGCCAUUAAUUCCCAGACUACAAAGAAUGUAUGCCUCAACACAAACUGCAGGACAAAUGACAUGGCACUAUCAGAACACGUCGACGAAUGGUGUUUUGCGUCAUCCAUGCGAUGGAGAGGCUUGGAAGCACUUUGAUAGAGUAUAUCCAGACUUUGGUAUCGAGCCACGCAAUGUUCGACUCGGUUUAUGCUCUGACGGUUUUAACCCAUAUGUACAGGCAUCAAAUAUACCAUAUUCAUGUUGGCCAGUUAUUGUAACUCCUUAUAAUCUUCCUCCAGAAAUGUGCAUGUCUAAACCUUACAUGUUCUUAACAUGUCUCAUUCCCGGGCCAUUCAAUCCAAAGGUUGGCAUAGAUGUGUACUUAGAGCCCUUGAUAGACGAAUUGAAGAAGUUGUGGACGGGUGUCAUAACAUAUGAUAUUUCAAGGAAACAAAACUUUAUUUUGAGGGCCAUGCUAAUGUGGACAAUUAAUGAUUUUCCUGCUUAUGGUAUGUUGUCCGGCUGGAGCACUCAUGGUAAAUUGGCAUGCCCACAUUGCAUGGAGCAUACAAAGGCUUUUAGAUUAUAUCAUGGGGCAAAAAAUUCAUGGUUUGACUCUCAUCGGAGGUUUUUACCGAAAGACCAUGCUUUUAGGAGGAAUAGGAAUGCUUUCAAGAAGGGGGAAGUGGAGAUGGAUGACGCACCACCAUAUCUUACAGGACCAGAAGUUUGGAAUAGAAUCAAUGGUUAUCCUAAAAUAACUGAAAAUGGUGCGGCAAGAAUUGAUGGAUACGGUGAGUGGCAUAAUUGGACGAAAAAAAGCAUCUUUUGGGAUUUACCCUAUUGGAAGGAUAAUUUGUUAAGGCAUAAUCUUGACUUCAUGCACAUUGAAAAAAAUUUCUUUGACAACAUCUUUAAUACUGUGAUGAAUGUUGCGGGGAAGACAAAAGACAAUGACAAGGCCCGAAUGGAUAUAGGUUUGUACUGUAGACGAAAAGAUUUGGAGCUAAAAAGUCAUAGCAAUGGAAACAUGUAUAAGCCAAAAGCAAAUUAUACACUAUCAACAGACCAAAUAAAACAAGUCUGUCAUUGGGUAAAAGGUCUUAGGAUGCCUGAUGGAUAUUCUUCUAACUUGUCAAGGUGUGUUGAUGUGAAUAGGGGAAAGCUCAUUGGGAUGAAAAAUCAUGAUUGCCAUGUGUUUAUGGAAUGCUUACUUCCUAUAGCGUUUAGUUCUUUACCGGCUCAUGUUCUGAAUCCCAUUACAGAGAUAAGUCAUUUCUUUAGAGAUUUGUGUUCUACAACAUUGAACAAGGAUGACCUGGCGAAGAUGGAAGAAAACAUUCCCAUCAUUCUGUGCAAGAUGGAGAGAAUAUUUCCUCCCUCAUUCUUUGAUUCUAUGGAACAUCUCCCUAUCCAUCUUCCAUAUGAGGCACGACUCGGUGGACCAGUCCACUAUAGGUGGAUGUACCCAUUUGAAAGGUACCCAUAUGACAUGUUAUUGUUCAAUUUACCAGGCAUAAUUCAAAAACCCUAACACAUCAAUUUCAAAUUUGUAGGUUCAUGGGAUAUGCUAAACGUUCAGUAAAGAAUAAGGCUAGGGUUGAAGGAUCUAUUUGCGCAUCAUACUUACACAGAGAAACAACUCAUUUUUGUUCCCACUAUUUCAAAAACUUCAUGUUAACACCACAAAGCAAUAGAAAUGAAGUAGACAUUGAAAUAGAAAGCUUUACGACAACAUUAUCAGUGUUUAACCAACCUGGCCGUCAUUCUGGAAGGGAAUCAACACAUUGGUUAAGUGAUGAAGAAUUGAGAUCAGCUCAUGUUCAUGUAUUGAUCAAUUGCAAUGAAGUUGAACCUUACCUUCACUCAUUCUUACAUGUCUAUCAACUAUCUGAGUCAAACAGUUCGAC